Messenger RNA from Ambispora leptoticha, 342 nucleotides. The record is from the annotation of a GenBank genome assembly. Lineage: Eukaryota; Fungi; Glomeromycota; Glomeromycetes; Archaeosporales; Ambisporaceae.
AUGGUUCGUGCAAAUAAACCGAGCAAAAGAGCAAGAGCAAGACCUACUCAAAAAUUGCGUCGAUCUUGUACAACUGAGGAUUAUACAAUGGUAAAUACUACUCAAGAGGAAGAAGAGGAAGUAAACGUGAAUUUAAAUUAUGAUUCAGAGGAUGAGACAUAUCAAAAUAAUUGGAAUGAUGAAAUAAGUGAAAGCCUACCUCAAAUUGUAGAUAAAAGUUUAUUGAAUGAUGCAGCGGGUAAUGCAGGUGAAGGUUCAUUGCGUAAUGCAUGUAGUGUGGUGGGUAAUGCGAGUGGAAAUUCAUAUCAAAGUUUUAGUGACCAGGAAGAAAUUGAAUAUUAA